AUGGGUGAGGGCUGGGGGCUGGUGAAGGCUGGGUGCCGUGUCCCUGCAGGUGAGGAUGCCGUCAGCACCCUGGGCCUGAUCCUGGGCGUGGGGCUCUCGCUGCUGCUCAUGUCCAUCCUGGGCUACAGCCUGGCCAAGUGGUACCAGCGCGGGUACUGCUGGGAGGGGCCUAGCUUCGUCUUCAACUUGUACCAGAUCCGGCACCUGAAGGAGCUGGAGAUGGGCCCCCCCUUCACCAUCAGCGGCCGCCUCCGAGGCCCGGACGACGGCCACCUGCACUUCUCCAGCCGGCUCGUCUGACCACAGCCCCGGCUGAGCUCCCGCGUGAGUGGGCGCUGGGGGAGCGCUGAGCGGGUUCGAGGUCCCAGCACGGCUCU
This is a messenger RNA of Pipistrellus kuhlii (Kuhl's pipistrelle), 377 nucleotides long. RefSeq names its product small integral membrane protein 35 (gene SMIM35). Lineage: Eukaryota; Metazoa; Chordata; Mammalia; Chiroptera; Vespertilionidae. The record is from RefSeq and is a predicted model, not a curated record. The transcript has 4 exons. The coding region runs from base 1 to 300 and encodes 99 amino acids.